Molecule: messenger RNA, 2893 nt
Organism: Xyrichtys novacula (pearly razorfish)
Lineage: Eukaryota; Metazoa; Chordata; Actinopteri; Labriformes; Labridae
Source: the annotation of a GenBank genome assembly
UGAGCACAUAUUUGGUCAUCCUGUGAUCAGUUCCUCAUUUUUCAGCAGAUGAUGAGAUAAAAAUUCGUAUAUAAGAGCCGGUUCUUCUCUUGCUCUGCACCACUCGCUGGAGCGUUGAAGUUUUGCCGAGGAAGAAGAAGAGAAGAAGAAGAAGGUAACUCUUCCAAACCUUUGAACUUCACUACCUUCACAUCUUGACUCUUUACAGUCAGGGCAGGUGGUCUCUUUCAUCCUCUCUCUGUGUUCCUGAUAUGAUGGACACGUCUUUAUCUCUCAAUUCUUAUCGAUCGUCAUUUUCAGAAUCAGCAAUAUGAAGCUGCUGGCUGUCUCUGCACUUCUCUGUGCCGCCGUGGCUCUGACAGGAGCUUUUGGUCAGUACUUUUAGGAGACUGAAUAAUGUAUCAUGACUGUAGACAUCAGAGUUAUUUCUGCUGAAAGUUUUGUCUCUAUUUUUACCUGAAUGACCGAGUAAAUGUCUGUUUUUUUUAUUGUCCAGUUCUUCCUGAAGACGAUCAGCAGGAACUCGGUCAGUGAAUUUUCUUGCAGAUGUCAAAUACCUGAAAUGUUUAAUAUUAUUUGGAUGCAUAUAUUUAUACCACUCUAUCCUCCAAAGGUUUCCUCACUUUAUUCUUGUCCUUUAAUUCUCAGUGGACUUCCUCGAACAAAGGGGGACUUGUACCGGCACCUGGUCCGAGUUCAAUGGACGCUGUUUCCGAUAUUUUCCGAAAGCUAUGCCUUGGGCUGAUGCUGAGGUAACCGGCAUGGCUACCUAGCACCUUGCAUCUUGGUCAAGCUUAAUUCUUUAUAAUUCUUCAUUUUUUCCCCUAUAGCUGAACUGUCAGUCCUUCGGUGCAAACCUUGCAUCAAUCCACAACAUCGAGGAGUACCACGAGAUCCAGAGACUGGUUUUGACCAACAGUUAUCAGACCCAGUUGUCAUGGAUUGGAGGUUUUCUUGCCCAUGAUGUAAGAUUCUUUAAACGUAACACAAGACCCACUUUUGGAUUCAGAGUUUGAGAAUCGAUAAUGUGAUGUAUGCUAAAGUGUGAUCAUAUGGAUGUUCAAAAGUUAAAAAUCCAUGUGAGACGUUCAAAAGUUCAGAGGUGCAGGAAGAUGUUUUGAACCAAAAAGGACAAACUUCAGACCUGCUGACGGUCCCAACCUCUGUGUGUGUUUAUGUUUUUUUUUUCCAUCUAGACUGAGACUUGGCUGUGGAGCGACGGGUCCAGGUUCGUCUACCAGAACUGGUGCGAGCAUGAGGCUGAAGAGGCUCAUGAGGGACCCUGCGUGGAUAUAAACCAAGGCUGUAAAUAUCGUACCUUUGCUACUAGUGGUUGAAGUUAAAACAGUGAUAAUACUUCGUUACCUGGACGUUUCUGUGGCACCAAUUAACCAUUAGGAGUCCAUCAGAAAAGCGACAGAUGACAUGAUCUGAAUUCGAGACAGUUUUUCCCUCCUCUGACAAAAGUAGGCUUGUCUUUUCAUCAGGGUUUAGCGGAUAAAUUCUUGGACAGUGGACGGCGCCACUUAUCCGUAAUGCCGGUGAAUCACUCGACACAGUGACAUCGCUCUCUUUCAGGCACUUUGGUAUGAACAAGAACUGGAGAAAUGAAGCACAAAUUUUAGACAAUUUCAGAGACAUUCAGCAUCGAUCGACCAGACAAGAAAUACUAAGAUAUGAAGAUAUGAACACACGCCAUUCCCAGACUGCAGGUUCUUGUAUUUCUAUGGUGUAAAAAUGCCAAUACUUUGGUGCUUUUCUAUACAUGAUAAACGAUCAUUCUUAUUUUAUAAAAUUCAACAUUACAAAUCAUAGUUUUUAUUUUUAAGGGUGAUAAAAGUGCCAACUUACCUUCUUUUAUUCUGUGUCGUUAAAGUCUUUUUUAAUUGGAGCGGGUUCGUCUUGUAACAAGUGUCGUCUAGUUUUAGGAUCAAAAUGGUGCGAUAAAAUAAUUUAAGAAAAGAGUCAACAGACAGGAUAAACACCGACUGAUCCUCUGAAUUUGUCUAAACUAUGAAUUACAGUUAUUAGGAAUAGUAAAAUUCAGCAGUUAUCGACGAGCUGAAAGUGUGAAAAAUGUCUCCAAAUUUCAUUAUAAUUCAGUUUGGGAUUUACAAAAUGUUUUUAUACAUUUAUUUACAAAUAUUGUGUAAAUUGGGGGAUUUUUACAAUCCAUAACAAAUACUAAUCCAGGCAAUCCACUUUCCUUAAAGUUAUCGACAAACCAACAUCAAAUAAAGAGAAAGUUUUCCCCAUCAGGACUUUACAGAAACAAUCUCCUCCAAAAGAGAAAUGAUUUAAUAAUUUUUAAAUGAUUAUCUACAAAAACCAAAAAGUGCUUCAUUUAUGGUCAGCUGAGUUUGCAACUGCAGAAACCCAAAUUAGAAAUUUGUCCGAACUUAAAAUUAAAAUUGUUAAGUACAUUAAAGACGCUGUGGCAAAACCCUCUCAACCAAUCGGUCCAUGAUUUUUAACUUAGCUUUAGAUCAAAACAACCCAGUAUUUUAUCUUUGGAAGUGAAGUUUUUCUGUAGUUUGUCUCAUGUGUUUUUAGUAAAGGUUAAAACAUAAUGUUGGUGCACAGACUAAGACCAAACUCUCUUUUGUGUAUAAUGUUUUCAGAUGGGAAGUGCUGGGGAAGCGCCACCUGCACUGAAUCGCUCCCGUUCCUCUGCUCCAAGAAGAUGUGAUCAUACUAGAGUGGAGACAGAGACGCCCGAGAAGAGAGCAGACAUAUCUCCAUCCUUUCACGAGUCCCGUUUAAUAAAAAGUCAGAGCGUUCCUCCUUCUCUCACAUCUCUGUUAUUCUUUCAAUCGCUGUGAAACAACUAAAGGAACAAAAAGACAAACAACAGGAGCUGGGUUCAACGAAUAAAAGGUCUAAAACUCUUAAA